This is a messenger RNA of Triplophysa dalaica, 7244 nucleotides long. RefSeq names its product discs, large homolog 2 (Drosophila) (gene dlg2). Gene Ontology annotation, cellular component: postsynaptic density membrane; neuron projection; neuromuscular junction. Gene Ontology annotation, biological process: chemical synaptic transmission. The transcript has 29 exons. The coding region runs from base 1391 to 4546 and encodes 1051 amino acids. NCBI's taxonomy places the organism in Eukaryota, Metazoa, Chordata, Actinopteri, Cypriniformes, Nemacheilidae. The record is from RefSeq and is a predicted model, not a curated record. Gene Ontology annotation, molecular function: kinase binding.
CUGGUGAUGAUGCUGCUGGUGAUACUGCACCCACCGUAGAGAGUCUGCAAACCAGCUUUGGCUAUAGAUGCCGCGAACAGCCACAGAAAAAAAGGACAGUGUGACGGAAAGGAGGUGAAGUUGUUCUUAACUUCAUAUUUGCACGCUUGAAGAGGUCGUUUGGGAUAUGUUUGUUCCGAUUGGCUUAAUUACAGAGGCAAUUGUGGAGCCAUGCGUUAUCGCAAAGCUGGAUAAAACUUGCAGGUGUCUUCCGACAGGCGUCGCAGGCUGCUGUUUCGUCGUGGGGGAAAUACAUCCUGGAUAACUGCCUGGUUCAUAUAGUUAAAUCCAUCUCUUAAAUAUCAUUUUGUCUGCGGUUGGGAUGUUGUAGCUGAAUUAUUAAGUAAUUGUGCCGAUUAAAUAGCAACUUGAUCGUCAAAGUGGACGGCUGGGGCUUUGGAAAAAGUCCACACAUUUUAAAUAGACGUUUUCUCUCAAGGAUCACUGUAAAGGUUUCACGUUUUUUUAAUAAUUAUCACAUCACGUACUGUUUCAAAUCACCGUUUUACCUACAACACAAGUUGCGGUGCACCUCGAAGAACUGUUUACAAACAUCCAUUAAACUCACACAAGUUAUUAGAGAUCUCAUGUUUAUUUAUUAACUAUACAGUUACGAGAGCGCAAUGUUUACGCGUUAAACAUGCUUGAUCAGCACAUACCGUCUGAAUUUGAUCCAACUCAAGCCUAUGCACCAGACAUUCUCUCCAAUUUGAUGUAGUUUGUAUGGCCCUUUGGGGCAAAACUAGUGAUUAGAAUUAGAGAAAAUAAUUUAGGCUUUACCAUUCCUACAAUAUCACUACGCCUUUAUUGUCACGAUCGCUCUUUUUUUCCUAGUUAAACCUGUCAGGGUUAUGUUAUGGAUGUUGUGAUGGUAUGUUUCGUAGAUUUGUAGUUUAUAAGAGACACCCAAGGCCUUUAAAGAGUCGAAGGACGUGGGAAUAUUCCAUCAGAAGAAUAAUCCGUACAUAUCUCAGAGAGCUCAAUACUGACAAUAAAACCAAGUCUGAACAUAUUCGACUACAGGAAACCGCGUUGACAUUUGGACUGCACCAAGGUGUACUGAAUCUGAUAUCUGUUACUAUCGGAUUAUGGAUUUAUUUCUCAUACGGCGGAUCAUCAUCGAGUGUCACGCUGCUGUGUUUUCUUCUGCAUGAUGUGUCAACGCGUGUCUCUAUUUAACUUGAACAUUUCAAGCUGCGGAUCUGGUCCCUUUACAUCAACACAAACGAACUGAGCCGUAACCUUUUGAUUUAGCUGCAGACAGUUUCUAAAGGAUACUUGCAGCAAAUGAGGGCGAAACUUUUGUUGUUUUCACGCGUGACAAUCUCACAACGGAGAUAAAGGAGUAAUUAUGCCCUUGAGGAAAAGAGACACAGCCAGGGCAUUUAGCCUCCUAGAGGACUAUUGCUCCAAACUGAAGAAACCAGAGGAACAACAGCUGAAAACUGCCAUCUUAAGAGUUAUGAGCAUCUUUAAAAGCAGUCUUUUCCAGGCUCUUAUAGAUAUCCAGGAGUUUUAUGAAGUGACACUGCUGAAUUCUCAGAAGAACUGUGAGCAGAAGCUUGUGGAGGUUGUUCACAUGGCCGAGCAGUGGGAACACACUGCCACCACCUCCAACUCUCCCAGCGAUGGUCCACAGCCAGUCCCCGCACCACCAGAGCUGAGAGAAGAAAGACACAUGGAGCUGACAGUUGAGGAACCAGCAGCACUAUGCACCAAUGCAGAGAACAGGCCCCCGGCUGUACAGGGCUCCCAGCACCAAAGCCAUUCUCCAGCAUGUGUGAACCCAGCCCUGAUGAGCUCCCCCUGGUACCGAUAUCAGGAUGAUGACUCCCCUCCUCCAGAACACAGUUUCCCUAGGCUUACCAAUGAGGUCCGGUCACCGGAGCUGGUGCACGUGUCGGAGAAGAACCUUUCAGAGAUCGAGAAUGUGCACGGAUACGUUUCCCACUCCCACAUUUCACCGCUUAAGCCUGCGCUGGUUACCCGGUUUGAUCUAACAUACCCAGGGGUGAAUGCAGCAAACUACCUGGCAAGCCCUGCUCCAAUUAUUGUCAACACGGACACUUUGGAAUCUGUACCUUACGUAAACGGGACAGAAAUUGAGUAUGAGUUUGAAGAGAUUACAUUAGAGCGGGGUAACUCUGGAUUGGGGUUUAGUAUAGCAGGUGGUACAGAUAACCCUCACAUCGGCGAUGACCCCGGGAUCUUCAUCACCAAGAUCAUCCCUGGAGGAGCAGCAGCAGAAGACGGCAGGCUCAGAGUGAACGACUGUAUUUUGCGAGUGAAUGAAUCAGACGUCUCAGAGGUGUCUCAUAGUAAGGCAGUCGAGGCGCUGAAAGCUGCCGGAUCGAUUGUGCGACUCUACGUGCGCAGGAGGAGACCGAUGAUGGAGACUGUCACCGAAAUCAAACUCAUAAAAGGACCAAAAGGGCUCGGCUUCAGCAUUGCAGGCGGUGUGGGCAACCAGCACAUCCCUGGAGAUAACAGCAUUUAUGUCACUAAAAUCAUAGAUGGGGGUGCGGCACAGAAGGACUGCAGGUUGCAGGUUGGAGACAGACUGCUCAUGGUGAAUAACUACACUCUAGAAGAGGUGACCCAUGAAGAAGCAGUGGUCGUAUUGAAGAACACAUCAGAUGUGGUAUACCUGAAGGUUGGGAAACCCACUAGCGUCUAUCUGUCGGACCCCUAUGGUCCUCCCGAUAUCACACACUCAUUCUCACCGGCUAUGGAAAAUCAUAUCUCUUCUCUUGGUAAUAACGGCACUCUGGAAUAUAAGUCCAGUCUCCCGCCCAUCUCCCCCGGCCGAUAUUCCCCCCUGCCCAAGCAUUUGCUGGGGGAAGAGGACAUUAACAGGUUGGAUGGUUUUUCCUUCCUACGAAAUCCAUCAUUAGAUGAGAUGGAAGGUCACAGGUUUGAUUCCCAGCACUUCCAGUUGAGGCCGCCCGAGCCAGUUUACAGCACUGUGAACAAACUGAGUGACCGCGCCCCCUCUCCCCGUCUCUACUCCCCCGUGGAGUUUGAUAGAAGCCCCAUGCACUCAAUCCCUCACUUUCCUCACUAUCACGUAGGCCUGCUCCCUGACUCCGAGAUCACCAGGGAACCCAGGAAGAUCGUUCUGCACAAGGGCUCGACCGGACUGGGCUUCAACAUCGUCGGAGGAGAAGAUGGAGAAGGCAUUUUUGUGUCUUUCAUACUUGCAGGAGGGCCUGCGGACCUUAGCGGAGAGCUACGGAGAGGAGAUCAGAUCCUAUCUGUUAAUGGAAAUGAUCUGCGAGGUGCCACUCAUGAACAGGCCGCAGCCGCCCUGAAGGGGGCGGGGCAGACGGUAACCAUCAUCGCCCAAUACAGGCCGGAGGAACUUGCCCAGUGCUCCCCACGCCGGGCCCCGCCUCCAACUGCAGAAUACGGACGUUUUGAGGCCAAAAUCCAUGACUUACGAGAGCAGAUGAUGAACCACAGCAUGAGCUCCGGAUCUGGAUCCCUAAGAACCAAUCAGAAGCGAUCUCUCUACGUCAGAGCGUUGUUUGACUAUGAGAGGGCGAAGGACAGCGGUCUUCCCAGCCAGGGUCUCAGUUUCCGAUAUGGAGACAUCCUUCACGUUAUCAACGCCUCUGAUGAUGAGUGGUGGCAGGCCAGGAGAGUGACUCCAGAAGGGGACAGUGAGGAGAUGGGUGUCAUUCCCAGUAAGAGGAGGGUGGAAAGAAAAGAACGGGCUCGUUUGAAGACAGUAAAAUUCAACGCAAAGCCCGGUAGCUUGGACUCUAAAGGGUCAUUCAGUGAAAAACGUAGAAAGAACUUCAUCUUUUCACGCAAGUUCCCUUUCUACAAGAACAAGGAUGCCGUCGAACAAGAGGAGAGCGACUCGGAACGAAGUCAAGAGGAAGUCAUCCUCUCAUACGAACCCGUCAUUAGACAAGAAAUCAGUUACGCCAGACCGGUUAUAAUCUUAGGACCCAUGAAGGACAGGGUCAACGAUGACCUCAUCUCCGAGUUCCCGGACAAGUUUGGGUCUUGCGUUCCACAUACAACCAGACCCAAGCGGGAUUAUGAAGUGGACAGCAGAGAUUAUCACUUCGUGACCUCACGAGAGCAGAUGGAGAAAGACAUCCAAGAGCACAAGUUCAUCGAGGCCGGACAGUACAACGACAAUCUGUACGGAACCAGCGUCAUGUCUGUGAAAUACGUGGCUGAGAGGGGGAAGCACUGCAUACUUGACGUGUCUGGAAAUGCCAUAAAACGGCUACAAGUAGCACAUCUCUACCCCAUUGCUAUCUUCAUAAAGCCUAGAUCCAUUGAGACUUUAAUGGAGAUGAAUAAGAGGUUGACGGAGGAGCAAGCCAAAAAGACAUACGACCGGGCCCUGAAACUGGAACAGGAGUUUGCCGAAUACUUCACAGCGCUCGUUCAAGGGGAAACACUAGAGGACGUUUAUAACCAGUGUAAGAUGGUGAUAGAGGAACAGUCCGGACCUUACAUCUGGAUUCCCUCUAAAGAAAAACUAUAAAAAUCACCUUGCCCCUGGCAGGGACCUUGGACUGCAAAAAAACAACAUAGGAGUAAUUUGUAACAUAAUAUAAAUUAUUAUUAUUAUGGCAAUGUUUAUUGUUAAAUCUUACGGUAAUUUUAUUUGUUCGUUUGUUUGUUUGUUUUGUUACGUUGCUUUUUUCACUUUCAAUAUGAAUGUUCCUGAAUGUACACCACAAAGUGUUAGAAGCAUUUUUGGUCUUAACUAAAGAAGUCGAUUCUCUGUUUGUAUAUUUAUUGGUUAGCGUUUAAACGGAUUAGCUCUUUAAACAAUCUUUUGUAUGAAAGGACCAGAUUAUCUACAACCAUCACCUCCAAAACGAAAACAAAACGGUAUUGAUAUCAACCUUCAUCAUUUCCACCCAAUAAGUUCAUAAGGUUUCCCAGCUUCAUUUUAUUAACUCAGCAUCUAUGCACUCCUGUGGCUAACAUGUGCUGGUUGUGGUAUAUUUUGUAUUAUGUUCUUUUUUUGUACAGAUAUCUGCUUUAUUUGUUGUUUUAUGUACAUUUCCAACGGACCCUUGGGGGUCUUGAUUUAGAAUAAAUGGUGAAAGGGAUUCAAGUAGCUAUAGGAAAUGACACUAUAUUUUGCUAUUUAUAUUGAAAGAGGACACAACAGCUCAGAAAAUAUUUAUAAAGAUGAUAUAUAACUUUGUCUAAAAAGAAUCAUUUUGGAAAAGAGAUUUAACUGGUUUGUCAUGAGUGUUGCGUCGCUGUUGUGUUGCUUAGGAUAGAGAUUCGUGAGAAGGUUGAGAAGUAAUGCGUGCAUGAGCAAAAACGUCCCACUCCUUUUCUGCACAAUAAGAUUCUAAACAAGCUUCUUAAAGGAGUGGUUCACCCAAAAAUAAAAUUUCUGUCAUUGUUUACUCACCUUCUUGUCAUUUUAGACCUGUAUGACUUUCUUUCUUUUACAAAACACAAAAGAAGAUAUAUUGAAGAAUGUGACCAAAAUCAGUCCCUAUUGACCUCUAUUGCAAGUUACCAAUGAAAGUGAAUGGGUGCCAGUUAAAAACAUUACUCAAAAUGUCUUCUUUUGUGUUCUGCAGAAGAAAAAAAGUCAAAGAGGUUUGAAAUGACAAGAGGUUGAGGGAAUAAUGACAGAAUUUUCAGUUUUGGUUGAACAACUUUAAAUUCCUGAAACUUACACAACUUUAUAAUUGGUUGCAGAUUCAACACUUGAAAUUGAGUGUUUUACCUUUUUAAAGUCUGGAAAACAGGAAAGAGCUUGAACUUUGUGAAUUCAUUCUUGAGCGGUGCCCAGCUGUUCUGUUUUUGAGACAGAAGUACUCGUACUCCCUCAAGAACUCUUCCAAGUGUUUACAGUACCUCAACUACAGCUCAAAGAGAAGAGGGGGGACUGAGUCUGCAAAAUAGUUAAGUACAUGUACUAUAAUGAUCUUUCUAUAUCAUUUGGUCCUUAUUUUCGGCAUGCUUUUGAAAAUGAACUUGGCUUCCUGCCCACACAUUUGCAUCGCAUACAUGUAGUUUGUGUCGUUUCCAUGUGUAGUUGAGAGACACACCUGUCCUUCUGCAUUAAUAGAAAAGUUCUCGAAACUACAGAUGCCAAAAGCCAUUAACUCUGAUUACCUAUAAAAAAAUGUGGGGGAAUUUGUUGCAAUAUUUAUUGGAGAUGUUACAGAGCGGUUGUGUGGCAAGAGUCUUUUGACCUACUGGUCGCCACUUGCCUUAAAAAGGGGAAGAGACUUUUAUGGCCAGAUAGACAUUUUUUACGCUUUCUUGAAGACUGAGCACUUUUGUACAUUUGGGAAAUUAUUCACAGAUUGUGUUCAACCAGAUGGUUAACACAGAGGGGGAAUUUCAGAAGAAGGAGGAAACUGGAUAUCACAGUGAGCUCUUCAUAGUAUAAUAUGAAAUUUCUUGGAAUAACAAAAGAUGAUGUGUAUAUUAUGAAAAAAAGUGACUAUCAGAAUAUAUUCAUGAUUCGGUCAUUUAAAGUUUGUUUCGUUCUUUUACACACAUAGACAUUGUCUUUCCUUUGAUGUGAUUGUUAUAUCAUCUGUAGCAUAUCAUUUUAUAAAAUGUAGUUGGGAAUACUCACGGCGGAUUGUGAACGCAACGCACGCAAUUUGGGGUGCCCUUCAGUCGAAUUAUUAACAUUAAAAUCUACCUUAGUUUUAUUAUUUGAGUUAAUCUGUAAAUCUGCAUUGAGUGGCCCAAAAACUGGUGCAGUGACUUAAACAAAAGAAAAUCUAAACCCUGCGGAUUGUAUGCACUUCUAAAAGGCUUGCUGGAGCCUUCUGGUGCUCAUAGCGUGAUUUAGUCCAUUAAUUCCAAGUGAAUGUUCAGCCUAGUCGAACGCGGCUGAAUUGGGUUGUUUUUGUCUCAGGGUUGCCAAAUAGGGCUUUAUCACAGAUAUAAACCUUUUGGAUCUGAUUAUCACACAAAUCUCCGGUGUUUUAUUCCUGACAACUACAUCGCAUCUUUGCCUUUGUUUUGGAGUUUUUCUGUGAUCUGUUCAUCCCGAAAAUGAGGAUGCUAAUUAUGUUCCAUGUUAUUUAUUUAUUUUUCAUGAAUCCCCAGAUGACGGUGUGCAAUUUUGUAUAUAAUUGUCUGUUUGCACUUAUGUAGUGGAAAAGGAGGAGAUCUUGAAUAACACUGUCCCCAAACUGCUCUGUUUAUACGUCACUGGAAAUUAAAGUUAAAUUAUGAAACACUCA